GAUAUUGGAUAUUGUACUGUCCUCCUGUCCUUGUUGCUGAUAACUGGACACGUGCCCGGGUUGUAGGACACCUGCGUUACUCAAAUUCACGCGGAUGGAAGAUAAUCCGGUCGAGGAUGGCACAGACUGUGAGAGUGAAACAGACAGUUUGUUAAUCGACGAGUGUGUUGACUCAAAAUCGUUGUUAAUGAGCCAUAUUGAAUGGGUACGAAAUCAAAGGAAAAAACCUUUUGAACUUCCAGAAACAGUCAGCAUUAUUGACUGUGAUAAUCAAUGUAAGGUAUAUUUGAUCGGAACUGCACAUUUCAGUGAGGAAAGUAUCGCUGACGUCAAAAAGGUUAUGGAACAGACCCACCCGGAUAUCGUUAUGCUGGAACUCUGUGCCAAUCGCAGUCAUACCUUGACAAUGGACGAAGAGAAUAUUAAAAAGCAAUUAAAAAGCGUUAGUAUAACAUCAGUAAUUCGAAGCGUAAGUUUUAAUCGAUGAAGUGAUUGAAAACCGUCAAAUAUUUUAUCCUUUUGUGUCUAACACCAAAAUAAUAUUCAUCACAUGUCACUUGAGUUUGAUCUUGAGUAAAUGCAA
Messenger RNA from Schistosoma turkestanicum, 583 nucleotides. The record is from the annotation of a GenBank genome assembly. NCBI's taxonomy places the organism in Eukaryota, Metazoa, Platyhelminthes, Trematoda, Strigeidida, Schistosomatidae.